AUGCCGAACCCGAUGACACCUGGCGCAUCGCUGCGCAGCGAGCAGCACAACAGCUACGUGCUUGCGGUGGUAGUGCGGCUCUUUCUACCGCUUCAGGACCAGCUCCGCUUUGGCCCCGAAGAGCGGAAGCUUAUGGCGUUAGAAACCAUCGCUGAGGCUGCUCGGCUCUGGAUUGUGAGCGAACUGAAGUUUGACCCCUAUAGCCUGCCGUAUCCCAGAGUCAAGGGCAAGGUGCUGAAACCACUGUCGCACAAGUCGCCGCAACUGAGUCCCAGAGUCAAGGGCAAGGUGCUGAAACCAGGAGGUUCCACCAUCGCGGGGCGUGUUGGCACUAUCACGUGGGCCGAUAAUGUCGCGGAGACCUUUGCGCAGGACGACGCCUCUACCAUGGACCGGGUUGCAGCCGUGACAAGCCUCAUACCCUUCGUGGGCUGCGGUACGCAGCUAGGGGCGUAUGCAGGAGAUGGCGAGAUCACCGUAUUGGAAGGAAUCGACACGGCCUUGUGCGGUCUUGGCGAUGCCUUGCUGCUGGGCGUUGCUACGGCUCCUUUCGGGGCGGUGGUUCGUUUGUCUCGGACCAUCAUUAGCGCGAUUGCUGCCUGGGGGCAUUCGUCGAGUCCCUUGCCGCAGAAGCCGAGUCCCUUGCCACAAAAUCCGAGUCCCUUGCCGCAGGAGCCGACGAGUUACUUGCCGCAUAUGCCGAGUCGGAGCGACAUACAAAGCCUGCGAGACGGACUUUGGCGGUACUUUAUUAAUCGUGAAGUCUUAAAUUUUAUCUCUUCCGAGGCCUUCAAGAACAAGCUGGAGAGUGCUCUCACCAUAGUGUCCUUGCGCAACUUAUCCCGAGGUGCGCAGGCCAUCGGCCUGAUUUUGGCCGGCCAAGAAGUAUCCGAGGAAUUUCUGAUGACCGACCCGAUGUAUGAUGAGGCCGACCAGUUCACCGACCCGUGGAAUGCGACCAGGCAGGAAGCCGUGCCCCCCGACAAUCAGGAGUUAGCCCAGACUCCAGCUGAAACCGCCAAGGCUAUUUCUAAGAUUAUUUCAAUUCUGAGCACCAGGAAUCUGGACGAGCAGCGCUGGACCCUGUUGCAACUCGUGAAAGAAGGGAUGCCCGACGUUAUUAUUCGCUUGCGAGACGACUUUAACGAUAAAUUCAUCGAAUCUCUAACGUCUAACGACAUGAUCGCACAGUAUACACAGGCGCAUGCACACUUUGGCGACAUUGGUAGACGCGAAUCAAACUGGGUAAUUGGGAAUAUCACCCAAUACUUCACCUCGGAGGGGAAAUACCUAAAGGAAGCCCCGCUUCCACUUCCCAGCGACUUAGCUCUGGCCUAUUGGAUCGGGUUUACCACAAAUUCCUCGCACAAACCAAUCAUUGACCCAAGGAUAACCGACCCGGAGAGAUACUACGCCGAUACCGUCGGAAAGGUUGAUAAAGAUAUACUCCAGGACCACACACAAGAUGUUAUGCAACUUCUCCGGGGGGAACUUACGCACGCGCAGCUUCCUAGUGAUGGUCCGAAAGAACUAUGGGAUAAACACCUUCAACUUCUUAUUGCUAUGCAUAUUGGAGGUCGAACUACUCCUGGUAAAAAACACUAUUUAUGGAGCUCUGGGAUUAUUAAUGCGUUCCCUGACCCAGCCACAGGGCCGGAUCCAGGGACCCGAGAAGCUCUACGCAUUGAAAGGGCUCUUCGACAGGGCGGGACCUAG
Molecule: messenger RNA, 1716 nt
Organism: Hirsutella rhossiliensis
Lineage: Eukaryota; Fungi; Ascomycota; Sordariomycetes; Hypocreales; Ophiocordycipitaceae
Exons: 2
Coding region: 1-1716 (571 amino acids)
Source: RefSeq, a predicted model, not a curated record